GAACAGGACUGAGAGUCAGUGGAUCUACAGGAACAGGAUUGAGAGUCAGUGGAUCUACAGGAACAGGAUUGAGAGUCAGUGGAUCUACAGGAACAGCAGAAUCAGUGAGGAUCUACUACAGGAACAGGAGAAUCAGUGAGGAUCUACAGGAACAGGAGAAUCAGUGAGGAUCUACAGGAACAGGACUGAGAGUCAGUGGAUCUACAGGAACAGGAGAAUCAGUGAGGAUCUACAGGAACAGGAGAAUCAGCGAGGACUGAAAUGGAGCUCAAUCCGUUCAGCAGUGUUUGCUAAUCAGACCUCAAUCCUGUGCACAAACUGACCUCACAUGCCAUUUCCACUGAUUUGCCUGAGAAGACAGAAAUCCUGCCUGGAAGAAAACCUCAGUUCUGGGAAUAAAACAUCUUUUUCCGGCGUUAUUCUCUGAAAUGAUUCAGUAUUUUGGUAGCAGAUUAUUGUUUUAUUAACGGAAAUUAACGUUUGCGUAAAAAGUAUUUUUGUUCCCGACCGGCGUGUUAAAGGAGCACUGAGCAGAGCUGCUGGAAACCAGAGCCCCCUCAUGAGCAUAAAGCGGACCGGAGCUUCACUCCUCUCUCCCUCCGAGUGGCAUGAAGCUGCAGGCUGUCUGUGCUCAGUCCUGAAGCCGAGCUGCUGACAAGCGACCCAGCAAACCCAGUAAACCCAGCAAACCCAGUAAACCCAGUAAACCCAGCAUGGCCUGUGAGAGCUGAGAGCUGAAACCGCUCGGAGACACUGAAAGCGCUGUUCCGCAGGAGUGAUGGAGGUGUUGGAGCAAGUGCCCACGGAAAGUGAGCUGGUGUUCCAGGCUAAAGUGCUGUGCCGGGAGUUCAUGUACUCCAGAGUAACUCGGGAAGGACUGAGCUGGUCCCGGGUGGAGGCGGCUCCUCGUGCGGCUCCUCGUGCGGCUCCUCGCGCGGCUCCUGCAGCUCUCGCGCGUGCAGCCCUGGUGCUCCUCAAGCUGGGUGAUGAACUGGAGAACAUGCGGCCACACGUCUAUCGAAACAUCGCCAAGCAGCUGAAUAUCUCGGUGGCGAUGGAGGCUGUGGUGUUGGAUGCUUUUCUCUCUGUAGCGACUGAAAUCCUCUCCCUCGGGAUCACGUGGGGGAAAGUGGUGGCCAUCUUUGCGGUUGCUGGUGGUCUGGCGGUGGACUGUGUGCGACAGGAGUGUCCGGCUGUAGUGCACACUAUAGAGGAGAGUCUAGGGGAGUUUGUGAGGAAGAGCCUAGUGCCCUGGCUCAGGAGGAGAGGAGGAUGGGGGGACAUUUUGAAGUGUGUGAGGAACGUAGAGAGGCGCACUCAAACACACUGGCUCUCAUCAGUCGUACUGACCUGGAGACACCUUGUGAAGAUGAUCUACAUCUACCUGAUGAAGUAACUGUGAGGCAUGAAGGACAUUUUACCUCUUUAGCUCUCCAAAUGGACAGAUGGUUGUGCCCUCUAGUGGCUCCACUCUGUACUACACUCUUAAAAUCAGUGCUCAGCUUCAGGUCCACACAUUCUGUGCAAAUGCAACAAUAUGCACAGCAUAUAAUAAUGACUGAGUUUUAAAGAAAGCUACAUUUUCUAGUGGCACUAUAUAAUCACAUAUAAGAAAUAUAAAUAUAUUAAUAUUACAAAUUAUUUCUAAGCUCCUUUAAGCCACGCCCCUUACCUGAGUCAAGAAAGUGAUUUGUCUUCAAGGCUGUCUCUGUUUUUAGCACUUUUUAAAUAAUAUUUAUUUUUAUAUAUUAAUAUUUAAAUAUAUUUUAGUGCAAUCUUGUUGCUCAUGUGUUGGUCUGGAUCCAACACUGACUGACUUUAUACCGUGUGAACACUGUGUUUGUUCUGAGUGAUGACUUUUUUAACUUUUAACUUGAUUUUUAUUGCAUGAAUGAACUUUUAUUUAUUAUCUGAUUUCUCACACUGAUGUGGAGAACCAUGCUGCACUUUUGCUUUGUGUUUGAGCACGUUUGAUAUAUGCAUGCUACAAUAAACAUUCAAAUUUC
Molecule: messenger RNA, 2006 nt
Organism: Pangasianodon hypophthalmus (striped catfish)
Lineage: Eukaryota; Metazoa; Chordata; Actinopteri; Siluriformes; Pangasiidae
Gene: bokb
Product: BCL2 family apoptosis regulator BOK b
Exons: 4
Coding region: 779-1396 (205 amino acids)
Biological process (GO): regulation of apoptotic process; intrinsic apoptotic signaling pathway in response to DNA damage; extrinsic apoptotic signaling pathway in absence of ligand
Cellular component (GO): mitochondrial outer membrane
Molecular function (GO): protein heterodimerization activity; protein homodimerization activity
Source: RefSeq, a predicted model, not a curated record